UUUGGACGGCAUAUAAAAAGUCCGCAAGAUUCAAGUGCGGUACAUUCAACUUGAGGUUUACUCACGGUGAAGUCACGCAUCUCAUCUAGAAUGGCUUUCAAGCUGGUAGUGCUGGUGUGCGCGAUCGCGUCUGUACGUGCGGGAGUGGUUGCCCCCGCCGUGUACUCGCACGCCGCCCCCGUGGCCUACGCCGCUGCACCCGUGGUGCACGCCGCCCCGGUCGCGCACGCCGCCCCAGUAGCCUACCACGCCGCCCCCGUCGCCUACGCCGCACCCGUCGCUAAGGCCGUCGCCGUCGCCCCCCUCGCCAAGGUCGUUGAAGACUUCAACGCGCACCCGCAGUACAGCUUCGCGUACGACGUUCAGGACGGACUUACCGGCGACUCUAAGACCCAGCACGAGUCUCGCGACGGCGAUGUCGUCAAGGGCUCCUACUCCGUUGUGGACCCCGAUGGCACCAAGCGCACCGUUGAAUAUACCGCUGAUGAUCACAACGGCUUCAACGCGGUCGUGCACAAGGAGCCACUCGCCGUCAAAGUAGCCGCCCCCGUGGUCGCUAAAGUCGCCACUCCGGUAGCCUACCACGCCGCCCCCGUCGCUCACGCCGCCCCUGUCGUGCACGCCGCCCCUGUGGUGCACGCUGCUCCCGUAGCUUAUUCCGCCCCUGUUUACCAUCACUCGCACCUGACUGCACUCAACAACCCAUCCUCAACAACAAUGGCCUUUAAGUUGGUCGUCUUCUCCUGCCUUGUAGCCUUCGCUAAGGCUAGCGUGGCCCCAGUAGCAGUAGCUGCUCCCCUCGCAGCGGCGCCCGUGGUCGCGGCGGCGCCAGUAGCGGCGCGACUCGAGGAAUUCGACCCUCUGCCGCAGUACCGCUUCGGAUACGAUGUGGCGGACUCACUCACCGGCGAUUACAAGAGCCAGACGGAGCAGCGCGACGGCGACCUGGUGCAGGGGCAGUACUCGCUGGUCGACUCGGAUGGCACGCGUCGCGUCGUAGAUUACUCGGCCGACCCAGUAAACGGGUUCAACGCUGUCGUGCGCAAGGAACCGCUCGUAGCCGCUGCGCCCGCUGUUGUCGCGGAACCCGCCGUCGUGCCCGCGCGCAUCGCCGCUGCUCCAGUGGUAGCCCAGCCCGCCUACGCCCGCUACGCUGUCGCCCCUGCCGCUUACACAGCUCCCGUCGCGAGAGUAGCCGCUUACACCGGCCCUGUGCCUGCCGCUUACACCGCGCCUGUGGCGGCCGCUUACACAGCCCCGGUCGCCAGGGUGGCCGCAUAUUCUGCACCGUUCGCGUACAGAUACGCCGCCCCAGCACCGAUCGUAGCCGUAUAAGGAUCUGCUCUCAUCGACAACUUAUUUUACAACUAUG
Cydia fagiglandana is the source of this 1372-nucleotide messenger RNA. Its product is annotated as cuticle protein-like. Gene Ontology annotation, cellular component: extracellular matrix. The transcript has 4 exons. The coding region runs from base 91 to 1335 and encodes 414 amino acids. NCBI's taxonomy places the organism in Eukaryota, Metazoa, Arthropoda, Insecta, Lepidoptera, Tortricidae. The record is from RefSeq and is a predicted model, not a curated record.